AUCUACAAAUUAGUAUAUAUUGUUACAUUCUAUUUAAAUUGUAAAAAUAUUUUGAUGUAUUUAAAAAAUGACAGAAAUAAAUUGGAUUGCAAAGCCUAUGAAUUAUAAAACAAUACAGUUUGCACCUUUGGAAGAGGUAACAGAUCAUCCUUUAAAACGUGCCACGGUUAUGUUAAUUGAUGGUCGUAGUGGAACAAAGCGUAAUGUAUCACACAGUACGAGUACUGGUUCCUCAACUGCUACACCAACACCAACUCAUACACCCAUUCCUGGGAAUUCUUUAACAGAUCCAUUAUUAAGCCAUUGUUCCUUUGAUGGGUCAGAUCCUCUUUCACAAUUUGCUAAGGAAGAAUUAGAUCCUUUAUCUAAGAUGGCUGCCGAUGAGUGGGAUUACUCUCCUAAUAUAGUAGUCACUGGUAAAAAAUCUGUGGAUAUUGCAGAAGAAUUAGUAGAACCAUGGUUAGCAAGACGUUCUAUAAUAUUAAGCAAAUAUACAACAUCGGAGAAAUUAUCAAUAGUUACUAGUUUUUUACCAGGUGGUGAAAAAGUUACUGUUAAAGUCCAACCAAGUGGUGGAGUUAUUGAUAAAUUACGAACAAGAUUGAAACAAUUAGAUGAUUUUGAAGAAGGAUCUCUUAGACAAAUGUUAGAUUUAUCACAACAACAAUACACUGCAAGAGUUAAACAACUAAAUCAUGAACUUGAACAAGCUUGGUAUUCCGACCAAAGAGUUAAAGCACUUAAAAUAGCAAUUCAGUGUGCCAAAUUAUUAGUACAUACAUCUGUUAUGUCUUUUUAUCCUGGCAAGUUUGUUCUUAUCACAGAUAUUUUAGAUAUUUUUGGAAAACUGGUUUAUGAAAGAUUAAAGAUUAAAGCUCAAUAUUACAAACCAGGAAGUAAAGUGCCCACAAGUUUACCUGAUAAUUUUACACCUGAUAUGGUACCUGAGAAUGCAAAAGAAACUUGUAGAAAUUGGUUUUAUAAAAUAGCAUCAAUAAGAGAACUAGUUCCACGUCUGUAUGUAGAAAUGGCAAUAAUAAAAUCUUAUAGCUUUUUGACAGCAAGUGAAUUUAAUACUGCUCUGUUACGAAUAACGCGAAUGAUAAGGGGCAUUGGAAAUCCUCUCAUAGCUGUGUAUGCAAGAUGUUAUUUAUGCCGAGUGGGAUUAGCUUUAAAUAAAACAUCUAAUUUUGAAUUUGUAAGAGAAAACUUUUACGAUUUUCUCUUUACGUAUCAACAAUUGUUUGGCCAAUUUGUAAAGAAUGAAUUAGUUGAACAAAAUAUGACCUUAUAUUCUUAUUUAAAUCUUUACUCACCAGCUUUAGAUUGGAUUUUGCAAGUAUUGGUAGCUACAAAUUCUGAGAAUUUUUUAGAAGAUAUUCUUUCCCGAUGUAGGAAUCAAGCAAAUAGUUCAUUAUUAUUAAGUAGCAUUUUAACAGCAUUUAAACCUUCAUAUAUUGCUGGACGUGCAAUGGAUUUUGUAAAUUUAAUAACUGCAAUUGAAGAUGACGGUUUUCCACAAUAUCUUUUAUAUCGAAGUUUAGGUGAAAGUCUUGUAUUAGAAGCACCACCAAAAGAAGACUGCCAACCAAUUCUUAAUAUGAUAUGGAAAUAUAUAACAGACUUAACAAAUCCUAAUAAAUUCAUGCAUUGUAUUGAAAUUUGGAUACAAUUCACUGCUAUUCAUUUUUCUGUAAAUGAAUUAAAUCUAUUUUUUGGAAAAAUAAUUGAUCGGCUUAAUCCAAAUAAGAGUUUUGAACAUUAUUAUCCACAAUUACAAAAUAUUGUUGAAAAAGUUGUAUCUCAUACACAAGAUUUCGAAUCAUUACUUGCUAUGGACAAUUUCUUACCUCUAAUAGAUCUAUUUCAUAAGGAAAGUAUUAAAGUUGAAGUGUGUAAGACUGUUAUAGAAGGUAUAAGUGCUCAGACCAGUCCUAUUACUGAUCCUAUUGUUAUAAAUGCUCUUAUGUUCAUUGCUAGAAUAAUGCACGAUUCUGUUAGUGCACUAACUGUUGAAGAUGAAAAACGACAGAUUGGUCAACUUAUAUGUGGUUUAGUUCAACGUGUUGAUUAUGGUCGUGAUUUUGAAAAACAACUUAAUUUUUAUGUUGAAGCAAGAGCAGCUUUUCCUAAUCUCGAUAGUGUUCACAUACAACUUGUACAGUGUGUAAAUAGACUGUCAGUUGAUACACGAAAAAUCGUUCGUGGACAUCAUACAAGAAGAACAUCGGCAUUUGUACGUGCUUGUGCUGCAUUUUGUUUUAUCACCAUUCCAUCAUUGACUUUAGUUCACACACGGCUUCAGUUGUAUUUGCUUUCAGGCCAAGUAGCACUCUUAAAUCAAUGCUUAGGUCAAGCUGAUGCAUGUUUUAAGGCUGCGUUAAGUUUAGUUCCGGAAAUGCCCAAAACAAUUGAUAUAGAUGGGAGACAAAAAAGUUCCCAACCUUAUUUACUUUCAUAUUUAUCGAAUUUUUUAUCAACAUUACUUGUUGUACCGGAUAGCCCAGAACAUGGUGUUUUAUAUUUGAUGCGAGGGUUACUUAAUGCUGUUCAACGAUGUUUUGAAGAAAAUACAUCAAUUAGAACGUAUUUAUAUUUACGUGUGCUUGACUUAUUGUCAACAAUAGUUCAAGAAACUUAUCCAUAUCACGUUGAAAAGGUUGAUUCUAAUGAUAAAUUAUAUGGCUCUGAUCAGAAAUUUAUAAGCGAAGUAAAUAAAAUAAGUUCUAAAAUUAUAGAAGAAAUUUUAAUUCAUUUAAAAUAUCUUGGAUCGAAUAAUCAAUUGAAGAAACAAGCAGCUCUUGCUCUAGAGCUUUUCAAUUGUUUUGUUAUUAGAGCAGAUUUACGCGAUCCACAGUUAGCACACAUGGCUAUAACUUUAUGGAAUUUAUCUCUGCGACAUGAUUUUAUAGGUCCAAAACUAAAGAUGAAAAUGAUAGCUUAUAUGACACAAAAAAGCCAUAGCGAAGAAUAUGAACAUUUUGGAGACAUUCUAAGAAAGAUGAUAAAAUAA
Molecule: messenger RNA, 3013 nt
Organism: Eufriesea mexicana
Lineage: Eukaryota; Metazoa; Arthropoda; Insecta; Hymenoptera; Apidae
Product: UPF0505 protein C16orf62 homolog
Exons: 18
Coding region: 68-3013 (981 amino acids)
Biological process (GO): endocytic recycling
Cellular component (GO): endosome
Source: RefSeq, a predicted model, not a curated record